Stegodyphus dumicola is the source of this 3736-nucleotide messenger RNA. RefSeq lists its product as uncharacterized. The record is from RefSeq and is a predicted model, not a curated record. NCBI's taxonomy places the organism in Eukaryota, Metazoa, Arthropoda, Arachnida, Araneae, Eresidae.
UUUGAUUCUUUUUCAGCUCAUUGUGUAUCUGCAGCUCCAAAAUGUGAUGAUAAAGAUCUCAAAGACUGCAUGGAAGAAUUACAAGUCCUUACAAGCAAGCAAGAUUUAGCUUUCGCUGAGACAGAUGACGAAUUGAGUAAAACAUGUGGGCAUUUGCAAGAUGCAAUGGAAUGCGUGAAUCAUUUUACUGUCCGAUGUUUUGAUAAAUCGAAGCAGGAGAUUUACCGGCAAUUGACUAGUGGUGCGCAGAAGCUCUUAGCGGAUCUCUGCACGGAAGGAUCAGACUUCCGGAAGCAAUAUUUGGUUCAUGCAAGCUGCUAUAAAAAUUUGACCGAAGAAUAUAAAAAAUGCGCCGAUAGUUUUUUGCUCCAACAAGAACAUACAAAAAAAAUUGAGAUGCCUGCUAAAGAAAGACUUCGAAAAUCUUGCUGCCUUUUUGAUGGUUACAGAGAAUGUACUAAAGUAGCCGUUAGAGAGAAAUGCAGUGAAGAAGCGGCAAAUCUUGGAGAACACAUCGUGACGCAAGCUGGUGGACCUUUGGUUGAAUUACACUGCUCGAAUUUCAAACACAAUUCUAAAGAUUGCCAAGCCUAUGCUUACAGUGCUGCUUACAGUUACGCCUCUUCUGUCAUGUGUUUGUAUCCACAUCAUCAGUUCUUUCUUUUGUCUGUUCUUUUUCUGUCAAUAUUUUACUCCUACUUGUCUAAUCGAUAGUAGAUUAAAAGCAGUCUGGACUCAUUCUUUCUCUUUAUUCGGAAUAACAAACCCGUAAGUUCAGGUUGUGAUAAUGAUUGCCUACUCCUUCUCAAAGAAUGAAAGAAACUGGAACCAACAUAUCGGGGAUAGAGAUUUUAUCAUUUCUGUCUCAUCAUUUUAUAUCUAGUUUGUUCUUGUUUGGGAAGGUAAUGGGAGACUAGCUGACAUUAAGAUACUGUAUACAUAAUAUAUCGAUAUCAUUUACACUUAAUAAAGAUAUAUAUACUAUUUAAAAUAGCAGUUUGUAUGGAAAUUUCAAUCUUGUUUUCCAAUUAAAAUGACACCAACUAUCUGAGUUCUUAUUUAUACGGGUAGUAUACCCCUGAUUAUGUUAAUUUUGAAAUUAAACUUUUUUUUAAUAUAUAGGCAUUAAAAUUUAAUUAAAAUGCAAGAAGACAAUCAGAAAUUUAAUUAAUGGGCGCAGUUAAUAAUAUAAGUAUUAACAUUGCUGUUAAUCACAUGACAAAUACUUAUUUUGUACUAAAAUUGCGAAAAAUUAUCGAAAUUAAUUAUAUUUAGCAUUAUAAUUUCCUUUUCGUUAAGGAGAUAUUUAAAAAAAUUAACAAAUGGUAAGUUAAAUAAUUCUGAACUCCUUUUCUUUUUACUGUUAUCAUUGUGUUUCAAUUCAUUAAUUACACAAAAAUGGAUUAUUAGAGCGGUUUUAGAAUUCUUAAUUUUCCUUAUUUUAUCUAUAUUUUAUUUAUUUUUUUAUUAUAUUUUCCCUCUCCCUUUUUCAUUUUUCCCCAAAAACCUAUAAAAAUCGAAUUUUUCAUUUAUCCUUCAAAAAAUGUAUCAUGCAAGGAAUUUAAUUGAAAACUGCUCGUGAUUUGCAGUGGUGAAUUUUAAUUAUAAAGCAAUUUUUCGAUUUAAAUGCAAUAAAACUCAUGCUACAUAUGAAGAACGUAACCAACGUUCAAGUAAUUUGGAAAGAGUAUUAAAUCAUUACGUUUAGAAAAUUACACUGUAUUUGGCCGCCAUAUAUAUUUUGCACGUGUAAAAUUGUUCCAAUUAUAUACGUUAUGUUGAUUCUCGUACAAUAUUUUAUUUCCUCUUCGUUUUAUUGUUUACUUUCAUAAUUAGGUUUCAAUUUACAAAUAACCUAUCUUCUUUGGCAUGUAAAGAACUGCCUAUAUUUUGAUGAAUUGUUAGAUAUUAAAAACCUGAGCGGAUAUAUUUCUUAUAUAAGAAAAUAAAAAAGAUUUUGUUGGUUUUUUUUGCUAAAGUGUUAAAGAUAUUGUUUUUGUUUUGUGUUUUGAUACAUGUUUAAAACAUUCCUUUUCCUAAAAGUAUAUAAGUAUUAAAGUUGCAAAAAUAGUAACAUUAAAAUUAAAUAUUUAUAAACUCUUUGCAAUCGGAUUAGAGAUAUUCUAAUACAAACCAUUUAUUCUUCUUUUAUAAUAUUCUUAAUGCAUUUGCUUCUACAGGGAAAAAAAGAAAGAUUUUUCAAGUGAAAUAGUAAUUAAUUGCAAAUUUUCUACCUUUAAAUUUAUAAACCGUACAACAGAAAUUUGAUUUGGUGUUUGUUGAUAAGCUUUUUGACAAGCUCACUUGAAAGUAUCCAUGACAUUUUUUUAGUUUCUUUCAAUUCUGCUCAAAGAAGAGUAGGCAAAAGAGUAUCACUUAAGACGGGAACAAUUCUGGUUUUUGUAUCAAAAAGCAUUUUGAUGUAUUGUAUGAUGACGAGAUUUUUUUCACGUUAAGGAUACAUUCGGCAUCUAUCUCCUCACGUAAAGAAAACUAUUCAUUUGUGUGUUGUGUCUUUUGAAUCGCAAGUGGAAAUCUGCGGGUAUCUUAAAGUGGUGCUAUCAAAGGUGGAUAUAUUACAGGUGUAUCAUUUAAGAACUUUUAAUUACUUGUUAUUGUUUGAUUGAUAACCAGAACAAAAUGCUGCCUGAUAAUAACCUCUCGCGACUUUUAUAUGAAGAAUUUGCAGAAUUAAAAUAUAAUUUCAGUAUUUUGAGUCCACUUGCUAAUUAUAAACCUUAUAUUUUCUUGUCUGUAAGACGUAGGUUAAUCUGGAACUUCUGAGAAAUAGUUUAACUGUGAAUACGUUUAAUUUUUUGCCAUUCAAGCGAGUUUACGAUGAACCUAUGACAAACCUGUUACAGGUUGCUCUCAAAUGUGUAAUUUGUUAUUUAAAUUAGGAAAAGAAUGGCAUAUCACAAGGAACAAAAGUGUAUGAAUGAAUGGUAUCUCCGGAGGCAAACAAGCAACAUUUUCAAAAAGUACUGUUGUAUUUAGUACGAUAUAUUCUGUUUAAACAGCUGUUAAAUUUGUGUGAUUUCUCUCGGUUUCUUGAAAAGAAAUCGUUCACUUUUUAUUAUUUGUAAAGCUGAUCUUUUAAAUGCUGUGUCCUUAUCCGUGUAUAUGUUAACAAUUCGCAUUGUUUAUCAUUUACUGCUGUAAAACUUUUAAUAAAACACAACACUAGUUUUUAGUAAAUCUGUCAUUAUUGUAGUAAGUUUGUUUUCUACCGUUAUUUCAUCUGUAAUUUGAUACUUAUAGAUUUAAGAGCAUAGAUUUCCAUAUCAUUGAGUGAAAGCGUUCUAUGGGCUAUUGAAGUAAAAUAUUUUGAAUACACUUUUAUAUAUAUUCACUUUCAAAUGCUUAUACUUUCUGAAUUUGAAUUUCCAAUUCGCAAUGAUAUGUUUAUUUUCUAUGGAAGAAAAUGCUUUCUGAUAUUUAAAAGAAAGUUGUAAAUAUUUUAAUGUACAUUAAUGUGAGUUUAUUAAUAAUUUAUGCUGAUUUUGGUGUUUGAGGCAAGAUAUAUUUAUUUCUGGAAUACUGUAUACAAUUAUUUGCAACAUUUAAAUGUGUGUAUGCAUUAAAAGCAAGAAAUCUAUAUAUGCUUAUUUAUAUAAAUUUACGUAACAUUAUUAUUACUUCAGUUUCUUUCAAUUUUUAUUUUCUUUGAAAAUCAUUUGUAUCUUGAUAAAAAUUGAGUUUAUAAUUAUCAAUGGAUUUUCAAUAAAAAUUUAAU